AUGUCUUUAUCUAUGUCUUUACCUAAUUUAAAUUCAGACAUUCUUCUUGAGAUUGUCAGGGAGUUAAAAGAUAAUAGAGGUAGUUUAUUCAACUUCCUUUUUGCAAAUAAAUUUUUCUGUGAAAUCGCUGUAUCAGUUCUUUGGAGUAAUCCAUUUAGAUAUAAGGUCGGUAGUUAUUCAAUCAUACAAACUUAUAUUAAACUUUUUAAUGAAGAGGAACAGAAUGAAAUCAAAGAAACCCUUGAUAAAUCCUUUAAAUUUAAUAAUGAACGAGAAAAACAACUUCAUUUUCAAUAUGGAAAAUAUUUAAAAGUUUUUAAGCUUGAAGAAAUAAAGGAUGCAAUAAAAUUAUGGUGUAUUCGACUAAAGAAUCGACGACGAGAUUAUGAUAUAGAUUAUGAAAAAUAUAUCAUGAAAUCAAUUAUGAGACAAUGUCAAACAUUAGAUUGCUUGGAAUUGAAUGUAAGUUAUGUGAAUGAAGAUUUAUUAAAAAUUAUGCAAGAUAAAAUUAAGGAUUUGAAAUAUUUUGUAGUACAUUAUAGUAAAUAUGGUAAUGAGAACCAAAAUAUUUUUGGUUAUUUAAAAAAUCACAGUAAAAAUAUUUCAAGUUUAAUAAUAGAAAAUAUGUGUGAUGAUGAAAUUGCUAAAAAAGAAUUGAUUUCUUUUAUUGAAUUACAAAAUGAUCUAGAUGAAUUCAUUCUUAAUCAUAUGAAAAAAAAUUAUGAGUAUAAAAAUCUUAUCAUAAGCACAUUAGAAUUUCAAGCUAAUAAUUUAACUAAGGUGAUAAUAAUUGAAGUAGAUUUUAGCGACAUAUCAUUUGAUAUUAUUGAUAAGUGUAUUAAUUUAAAAUUAUUAGUAUUAAGAUCUAACAAAGGGUUAAAAUCUAAUGAGAUGGAUUUAUAUACUUCAUUUAAAAAUCUUAAAGUAUUGGAUUUAAGUUAUAAUGAUUGGCCAUCUGAAGUAACUAUUUUGAUUAUUAAAAAAGCAGGAAAGAGUUUAACUUCUUUGACAAUUGGAGAAAAUAAUAUUAAGCAAGCAAUUAAUGAUGAUACUUUAACUGCUUUGGCAGAAUCUUGCCCAAAUAUUUAUUCAUUAUCAAUUUCCAAAACUUCUAGAGAAAGCAUUGAAAUGGUUCUAUCAUAUCUUAAAUAUUUAAAAUUAGUUACUUUACAAUUAUUUCAAACUGAAAAUGAAGGAACAAUUAUGAAAUCUAAAGUUCUGUUGAAUUACAUAAAAAAUGAAAAUUCUCUAUUUAAAUUGGGAUUAGGUAGAAAUGACAAGUAUUGGGAUAGUUAUAAUAAUGUACGUAAAAAUUUUGAAAAAUUUUUGAAAGAGCAUAAUGUUAGAAUUAUUGCAUAUAAACCAAAAUAUAAGAUCAGAUUAUAA
Rhizophagus irregularis DAOM 181602=DAOM 197198 is the source of this 1386-nucleotide messenger RNA. RefSeq lists its product as uncharacterized. NCBI's taxonomy places the organism in Eukaryota, Fungi, Glomeromycota, Glomeromycetes, Glomerales, Glomeraceae. The record is from RefSeq and is a predicted model, not a curated record.